Platichthys flesus (European flounder) is the source of this 5242-nucleotide messenger RNA. RefSeq names its product RNA polymerase II elongation factor ELL. The coding region runs from base 34 to 1830 and encodes 598 amino acids. NCBI's taxonomy places the organism in Eukaryota, Metazoa, Chordata, Actinopteri, Pleuronectiformes, Pleuronectidae. Gene Ontology annotation, biological process: positive regulation of transcription elongation by RNA polymerase II; transcription elongation by RNA polymerase II; snRNA transcription by RNA polymerase II. The transcript has 12 exons. Gene Ontology annotation, molecular function: cis-regulatory region sequence-specific DNA binding. The record is from RefSeq and is a predicted model, not a curated record. Gene Ontology annotation, cellular component: transcription elongation factor complex.
GCUGAAUGUCAGCAGUAGUCCUCAGUAGUAGAAAUGGCAGCGCUGAGACAGGAGCAUCGUUAUGGACUCUCCUGUGGCAGAAUCAACAAAAGCAGCCCCAAUCAGACGCUGUACCACGUCAAGCUCACCGACACUGCCAUCCGCACCCUGGAAGCCUCCCAGAACCUGAAGGCAUCACUAUCAACUCAGCCUGCGAUUUGCUUCAAGGGGAGCCAGGGGUACCUAAAGAUCCCGGCACCGACACCUGAAUCUCCAGAAGGAGUCCGGGUCUUCUCCUUCUACCUAUCCAGCGACAGCAAAGACAAGCCCCAGUCCAGCUUCGACUGCAUUCACCAGUAUGUCUCAGGGGAGGGCAGGGAUCACCUGGAGGGCCAGGGCAGCAUUCAGGACAAGAUCACAGUUUGUGCCACGGACGACUCCUACCAGACGACCAGGGAGCGCAUGUCUCAGGUGGAGAAGGACAUCUGGAGCCGCUCAGCAAUUGAGAUAAAGCCCGGGCCAAGUAAAUAUGUGAAGGUCCAGAGGAAGCCGGGUCUGGUAUCAGGCUCAGAGAGCAGCAACAAGCACUCCCCCAACAACAAGAGGAGCCUGGUUCCCAGCGCCGUCGCACACCGGCCCUUGAGAGAUCGCGUCAUUCACCUUCUGGCCUUAAAGCCCUACAGGAAACCUGAGCUGCUACUGUGGUUGGAGAGGGAGCGGGCCAGUCCAAAGGACAAAAGUGACCUGACCCCAGUGCUGGAUGAGGUGGGUAAACUCAACAUUAAAGACCACAGCUACUCUCUGAAGGACGAGCUCUACAGACACAUCCAGAAAGACUGGCCUGGAUAUCUUGAAGAAGAGAAGCAACUCAUCCAUAGGCUCCUGAUCAGGAAACUCCAGCCACUGCAGAGUAGCCAGCUGAAGAGCCCCCAGUCCAACAGCUCAUUCCACAAAACUCCCGGGGACUCUCCUUCACAACUCAGUCCUGCCAAGAAUCUCUCUGUGAAACGCCCAUUUCCCUCUGACCCAUCCAGCUGUCAAACCCCCAAAAAACAAAGACUGUUUGACCAGUGUUUGCCUCUGCAGUCGCCCUCUCAUGGAGACUACGGCACCAACGGGGCCCGGAGCGCCUCCAGUCACGGAAACUCUAUACAGAUCAAAAUGGACUUCGACAAAACCAACAAUCAUCUCCAGGGGAGCCCAAACGGUCUGUACUCGCCGCACAAACUCAGUGGGUCGUCUGUUAUUCCCAAACUGGAGAGGACUGAGCCAGCGCCUACUGCUCCCAGCCCCAAGCCCCCACACACCGACCCCUCCAUUUGCACUGACCAACCGUUCCCCAAUGGCCAACAUAAAAAGAAGAAGUCUAAAAAGCACAAAGACAAGGAACGAGAGCGCUUUAAACCAGAAUGGAUUGAAACCAGUCCAGACCUGAAGCAGAAACAAGAAAAUCUCAAAGAGCACGAGGGAGAGAGAACACCUGUCAAUCGAGCCUCAGCAGAGGAGCUGCCCGACUAUUUAAUAAAAUACAGCACCAUUAAAGCACUGGAUCAGCGUCAACAGUACAAGGACGACUUCUGUGCCGAGUACGAUGAAUACAGAGCUCUUCAUGACCGGAUCGGGGCCAUCACAGAGAUGUUUGUUCAGUUGGGCUCAAAGAUCAACACUCUCUCCCCGGGGACACAAGAGUACAAGCUUAUGGAGGACCAAAUACUACAAAAGUACAGAAAGUAUAAAAAGAAGUUUCCUGGUUAUCGGGAAGAGAAGAAGCGAUGCGAGUACCUCCAUCAGAAAUUGUCGCAUAUCAAAGGCCUGAUCACAGAUUACGACCGAGCACAGGAGCUCUCCUAGUAACCGGCCUCUGCCCUCGGCAGGGUGUGAUUAUACUGGACCAAAAGACUCCUAAUGGACUCAAAGACUGCGUAGCUGGGUCCCGGAGCCACUGAGACACUUUUCACUUUACUCCUCCUGCUAAUGGAAUCGAGGGGCAAGGUUGUUUUGUUUUUUAAAAGUGGGUUUAGACCACCAACUCGUGAUCAGAUGUUGCCCUUUAACACUACGGCUUUCAUCUCUGAUUGUGGCUGUUAUGGCUGGAACUUGUUCUGCUGUAGAAUGGGGAGAUGACACAGUCAAAGCCAAAUCCAUUUCCUGAAAUGCAAAACAGAUGUGAUCCUUCCUGCCUGAUUGCAUUUUUAUUCCCUCCUUUAUCUCGUCAGAGCUAAACAAUAAAAAAGUGCUGAUUUAGAAAUAGUAUUAAAUUGAUGGCACAAUCAAUCUUAGAGGGAAACCAAUGCUCCUGAAGCCUUUACGUAUUACACAUACAGAGGAAUCUGUUCAUUUGCCAUUUGUUAUCAAAUGUUGACACAUUUGAUCACAUCAAUUAUUCAUUAGUUCCAAUGCUGACAUUACAUAAUGGCACUAAUAUGAUCCUGCUAUAAACAGUAUCUCUCUUCAGACCACAUGCAGACGGACAAAAUUCAUGCAAAUAUGAAUGCAGGAAUGAGAACAGACAAAGGUGUAUAUCAGUUUAUCAAGAAUGUUAUCACAAGAAGAACAGUAAAUCCUAAUAUGGGGAUGAGGAACAGUUUCUCCAGGUGUUGGCCAUUAGGAGGCACUCUGCCUUCAUCCUGCUUGAUUUCUGAGAAAUACUGCAAUGGCAAAAAAAUAAACACAAAUGUGAGGCAGGUUUCAUGAUCCCGUCAGAUUCCCCCACAUGUAGCCUACAGUACCACAAACUGCCUUUUCCCUACGUAAUGAAAAAACACCUUCAUCCCACUCAUAUCUCGAGUCAUGCACCAAAUUAAAACGCUCAGUUCCCUGAAGGGGCCUGAUUUUUUUUCAUCAAGAUUGAAAAACUCCCUGUCUUGCAAUGUUAAAGCAACUAUUUAAAAAAAGCCUGAACCUGAACUUUGAUGGUUUCUUCCCUGAACCAUAUUAGAUCCAAGUUGUUUUUGUGUAUUCUUGCAUACAAACAAUCAAACAAACAGACCAAGAGACGAGGGUGAAAACAUAACCUGUUCUGCAGAGGUAUUAAAGCUUUAUGUGCACUGCAAACAAAUUCAUACCAGUUGCCCUAAGUCUUAAGACAAAGUAUUAAAUGCGUACAGGGUAAUGAUCAUUUACAAAGUCUGCAGUUUUUACUACCACUUACUAUGAUUUAUGUUCAGUUGAAUACAAACGAUUCACUUCAGUGAGUGUUUACAUGUUAAUGUUAUUCUGCCGAAUGUGACAGCAAUGGCUUUAAAGCAUGUGGACGGUGGUGUGGUGGGUUGGUCGUUCAGCUCAAACCACCGGGGUUCAUUUGAGACUUUUCAUUUGAAUUAACACCACCUUUUAUUUUAUAUCACUUUCAAUAGCUGUGGCCUGAUAAAGGGAAUAGUGCUCAGAUUCCAGUGCUCUCUGGACAUUUACAUGGAUGUAGCUGCACUCACAAAGGUUGUCUUAAUAACGGCUGAGAAUGGGAGAAUGAAGCUAAUAUUUGCCUUAGCACGUGUGUCAGACAUUUCCAGAAUUCUGCUACCAUUAUUCAAAAAUGUUCUCCGCACAGUUCAAAGCAUUUCCGUAAAUGUCUUCUUUUUUUUUCUCUCUUUUUAUUCUGAAGGAAGGUUCAGUUACUGGAUAGUUGUUGUGCAACAGUUGUCUAAUCCGUGUCGUAUUAGUUUUUUUCGAUGUACGUCUUAAAUCUGUCAACGUAUUUAGCUUCAUUUGUCGUCUGUUGAAUCAUCAUGAACUGCAAAAGGAAUUUAAUUCACUCUCUAAUCCUGUCGAGAACCACUCUGGAAAGAAAGAACCGAUGGAGCAAUCGAGACACAAUAAUACGCUUUGCUUCUCUUGGUUUCUAAGUGCAAAAGCUCAUUUGCCACAUAUUCAGCAGCUCUGUCACAGCUAAGUGUGCAUUUCUUCUUCUUGUAUUCUGGGAUGGCUGAAGGAUUUGAGACCAGCACCGGUUGUCUGUCGUGGCACAUAUGAAAACUUCCAAGAAAAGAUUAUUUAUUAGCACUGACUAUUGCAAACAUUUUAACUGCAAGAGGCCCGUAUAGUGUUGAACAAUUCAGAGAAUUAAAUAUAAGAGCUAAGGUCAAUAACGGAUUCUUAUCACUCCUGCACAUCCAUAGAGAUAUUUUCCUUAUUCUGUCUGUUUGAUGAUCUUCUCAGGACCCGACAGCUUAAACUUAUUUGGUUCUUGUGUCUAUUUGAGAGUGUGUCUGAAAACACCAGUGUGUUUAUUCUGGUAAGAAGGCUGGAUAUCUUUGAGUUAUGAAGGUACUCACACCUUUUUAAAAUAACAGCAGGAUGACAAAAAUGCCAGCAAAACACAAUGUAGGUCAUGAAAGUCCAGAUCAUUUACAGAGGUAACUCAAGUUAAGGGCUCCCUGUUUACCACUAAAAUCAUAUUGAUUAUUGCAAUCAAACAAAUUGCAUCAUGGGUAACACUCUGCGUGCAACAUAUCAGUCUGAUCCUAGUAUGAAUGAAGAUAAUCUAACAUUCCUCUGGACGUGUUUUGGGGAAACCGUAGCCUCCAUGAAAUGGGCUUCUCAAGUGCUGACUGUGAUGUUUUUUUACUGUUGCAGGAGCGAAACUACUGACGGUGCCUUUUCAUUCAGAAAGCAGAGUCACUCUGCCUGGAAACAGGAUUGGUUUUCUGGGAAAAAGAAAAAAAAACUGGGGCCGGCAUAUUUACACAUGUGUAGCUUCACACUGUUGCCACUGUUCAAAGUGCUUUGUUCAUCAUUUAGGUUGAUAUCAAAUGCCUUGUUUAAAUGUGUAAAGUAUAUUGGCUAUGAUAUGAUGCGCCAAUUGCAUUUUUAAAAGGUCAUUUUCAAGGACUCUAAUUGAAAUGUUUCUAAUGUUAGCUAUUUGCAUACAUGUAUAUUUGACCUUUUCAUGUCAUUUUAGCCCAGGAAACAGUUUCCACAUAUUUCGUUCAGAUGUGCUUAUUGUUGGUACUGGAAGAAAAAAACAAUGCCUCCAUGGAAAUGUGAAAUGUACCAUUUUGUCAAUUACAUAUUGCUCCACCCUUAGAAGAACACGUUUAUUUAUUGCUUUUUAUGCAUUUUGCUCCUUUACAGGAUUCCUCUUUGCAAAGUCUGUCCCCUCUUUUCACAGCAAAACUCAUUAGCAAGGUGAAAGGGAAAUGGAAUAUAUUUUUGCAAUUGUUGAUGCUGGAUGCCUCGUCACAAAGCCAUCAUCUUGAAAAAGCUUUCAGAAAAACUUAAUGUAUUAUUGUCUCAGUAAAAUUGGAAAUUAAAGCUUUUUUUCCCA